This is a messenger RNA of Populus nigra (black poplar), 1692 nucleotides long. RefSeq lists its product as uncharacterized. The transcript is spliced from 6 exons. The record is from RefSeq and is a predicted model, not a curated record. Gene Ontology annotation, biological process: response to endoplasmic reticulum stress. The coding region runs from base 1 to 1692 and encodes 563 amino acids. Gene Ontology annotation, molecular function: protein binding. NCBI's taxonomy places the organism in Eukaryota, Viridiplantae, Streptophyta, Magnoliopsida, Malpighiales, Salicaceae.
AUGGGUGCAGGAAGGAAGACACGGACACUCCACUUUAAGGAGAAAUCAGUAUCUCAAACGUCAGUUAAUAGCAGUAUAACAGCUAGGAAUCUGAGGAAGAGUGAUCUAGCUGGAGUAAUAUUUGGAUGCAAGAAUAAUACAAUCAGAGAAUGUUUCUCAAAACAGUUGUUUGGAAUACCAGGUUCACAUUACCCCUAUGUAAAGAAAAUAGAUCCUGGUUUACCAUUGUUUUUAUUCAACUACAGUGACAGGAAGCUUCAUGGCAUAUUUGAGGCUACCAGUCAUGGAGGAUGGAAUAUUGAUCCAAAUGCCUGGACUGAAGAUGGCUCAGGCAUUACCCCAUACUCUGCACAGGUUAGGAUACGAGUCCAGAUGCAGUGCCAGCCAUUAGUGGAAGAUCAGUUCAGUCCAAUCAUCGCAGAAAACUACUAUAGACCAAACCUUUUUUGGUUUGAACUAGACCAGGAACAAACAAACAAGUUUAUCUCAAAAUUCUCAUCUUCACUGGUCAUUGCAAGUACCAAGGAUAUGCACAACUGGAAUUAUCUGCCUUGUGAUCCCAAUGCGAGGCAAGAAAAUGACUAUAUGGAUAAAUUUAAUGAUUUUAAAGAGAGCACCACGACCUCUAGCCUUCCUCUGAAACCAUGGAGUGCCUUGUUUAAAUUUGAAACUUGUCCCGAUACAAGAGCAAUGACCGAAAAGGAGAACGCUGAGUCAUCCAAUGUAAAUCUUACAAAUCUCGAUACAUCCAUUGCAGAUCAUAUUGGUGUUGAAACAUGUAUUGAUUCUACCAUUAAGAAAAAAUCACUGUCUGCUUUGUUUACAAAGAGCAUUGAUCCUGGCGCAAGCGAGAUGACAGCAGAAGAUAAUAAUGAAUCAUCUGAUGCAAGCGUGGGCAACGUUGAAAAUCUGGAUGCCAAUAAGUUAAGCAUAACAACCUGCAUGGCUACUGCUUUUCCAGAAAAACCAUGGAGUACUUGGUGUGAAAGUGAAAACAGAUCUGAUGCAAGAGAGGUGAUGGAAGUGGGUAGUGAUGGAGAAAACUCUGAGGUAGAUUCACAGGAAAGAAAGAACUCAGAAAUGGAGUCUUUAUAUCUUCGUUCCGUGCUAGCCAAGUUAUCUAUUGAAUUGGAAGAUUUGAAAUCAUCUCAGUCAAGUCAAGUUCCAAAAAUCAGUUAUUUGGAGCAUGAGCUGGUUGAUUAUGAAUCAUUCACUACUCUCUCAAAGCCUCUUCUAGAAGUCGAUGCAAAUUUAUGUUCUGUGAAAAUUCCAUUUUUCUCCCCAAAACUUUCUUCAACAUUGCUUCAUUUUGGAGUUUUUGUGUUGGUUCAAUCAAGAAAUGAAAUUAAACAACUAAAAGAUCGGUGCAAGAUGUUGGAGUAUGUGUCCUUUCCAGCAAUGGGUCAUCUUGCAGAAGAUGGGUCUGAGCUAGAAGAAUUCAACUCUUGCAGUGAUGAGUUGAUACUAAUAGGAGGGUUUGAUGGUUCUUCAUGGCUGUUGGGUUUGGACUCUUAUUCUCCUUCACAGGACCAGAUGGAAUCUCUCACUUCAAUGAGUGCCAUACGCAGAUAUGCCUCAGCAGGAAGGUUAAAUGGUGAAAUCUAUAUAUUUGGUGGUGCAAAUGACGAUGUCUGGUAUGACACAGGUAUAUUUGUUUUUUCUUUCAAUUUUUCAUCCAUUUCAAAUUGCUGA